AACAAGUCUGAUAAUGCCAUCAAGCUUGUUACAAGUUGUUCACAGCUUGACCUGAGAAAUGUGGGCUCAACCACGCAGUCUAUUCUAUUAUUGAUACGACUAAACACUCGAUAUCUAUCUUUAUAUAUAGUGGGUGAGAGAGAAAAGGAACGCGCAGUGAACGACUCAAUUGAGAUGGGAGAAGAACAUCCUUUGAAAGACGCUGAAGUGUAAGUAACUUGGGAGCACACCACAUGAUGAAAAUUAAUGUGUAGAAAUUUACGAAAAAAUUAAGGGGAAAAAUUGAAUGAACAAUGGUGGUUAAACACAAAAUAAGAUUGACAAAGAUGUUGUCCGGAAAAAUAUCAAUACUAGUAUAGGUAAUAAUAGUAUGGUUUCGAAAAACAUGCACGAGUAAGUUUUUCAAAGACUAUCAAAAUUGAAGUCUUUGAAAAACUCACGAGUUUAUGUUUUUUUCAAAUCGCACGAGAAACCAUGCAUACUAUUAUUUAAUAAUCAUGUUUCGCUCGCUACUAUGGUUUAAAUAAAAAAUUACAAAGCCCAGUCGAAUUUUGAUCAAGACCCAACGUUUCGACACUCCAGUCUAGUGUCUUCAUCAGGGUGAAGACACUAGACCAGUGUCGAAACGUUGUCGAAACGUUGUCAGGGUCGAAGACCCUGAUGAAGACACUAUACUGGAGUGUCGAAACGUUGGCUCUUGAUUACAAUUCGACUGGGCUUUGUAAUCAUUUAUUUAAACCAGAGUAUCGAGCGAAACAUGAUUGAUAUACCUGGUUGCAGUGAACGAACAAACUUUAAAUAUUAUUUAUUAUUCAAAGCUCAUUAAUAAUUCAUGAGAAAAACACAAAGAAAAAUCAUAAGCGUGUCGAAUCUUUAUAUGUGAUAGAGAUUUACAUAAACUUUAACUUUGAUUUUCUCGACUUACACAACGAAUUUUUUGACUAACUUAAAUUACUUCGCCAAUAAACUUACUACAUCGAUCGUUUUUGAAGCAAUUUAAAACAUUCGCAGUGCGUGUUUUAUCAGACCUAAAGAUACUUGGCUUCGCCUCGUGUCUUUAUAUAUGACACUGCUGCUCAUGUUUUAAAUAUGCAUAAUAAUGUACAUGAAAAAAAUAUGCAGUCACGUACGUAUAAGUCACUUUUAGAAAUGAAGAAAUUAAGAAAAUCAAGAACUUUGAAAAAUAAGAAAUUAGGAAAAUUUAGAAAAUUAAGGAAUUUGCACUGUGUUUCUUUUUUGCACUGUAUUUUGAAAAAAAAAUGCACUGCUCUGAGCCAAUAUACCAGAAUUGAGAAAUUUUUCAUGUUUAUUAUUAUCAAUAUUAUUUAACAAUUAUUCGCCGAAGGCGACGUGAUUAUCGGGGAGUAUUCGCCGAGACGAAGUCGAGGUGAAUAUUCCCCGAUAAUCACCGAACCUGAGGCGAAUAAUUGUUUUAGUAUUUUUGUGUUUUUCUGGUCUGAAUUCAUUUUAAUUUCGCUUAUUUCUUUAUCACUAUAAACUUCAACAAAACGGCUAGCCGCCAUUUUGAAAAUUUCGAUUUUGUUAUAUUCACCUGCAGGUGAAUAUAACAGAUUAAUACGUCAAAUUUGACAAAUCACCUUGUAGGAUUUGUUAUGUUCACUUGUGCAAAAAUACUAAUUGAGCACCGGUGCUCUCCCCUUGACGAGUAAAAUCAUCUUGCGUCAGCCAGAGUAAAAUGAGAAAAUAUGACGCAUUAAGGUAUUAAAGUAAUACGAGCAACAAAAUUGCAGCAACUUGCAAUAAAAUCUGAUUUCAACGCAUGUUAAUUGGAAAUUUGUACUAAUGUUUUCUCGGGUGUUGGCAACUUGUGUGUGAACAUUUCAAUGGACCAUUCCCCAAUUAACCAAAAUUUUGAUCUCAACAAGUCUAGACAAAAUUCCAUCAUAGCAUGAAAGAGCAUCACAAAAUUAGUAAUAUUCCAAAGUUUCGUUGCGAAAUGUUGUAAAAUGCGGAUAAUAUAGCCUUGCGAAAUUUGCAAUUUUCAGUAAUUUUAGAUUACAAACGGGAAAUGGUUACCACUUUUCCAAAAUUUUGAUCUUAACUAGCGUAAACAAAAAUUUCAUCGCAGCUUGAAAGAGCAUCACAAAAUUAGUAAUACACCAAAGUUUCGUUGCAAAAUGUUGUAAAAUGCGGAUAAUAUAGCCUUGCAAAGUUUGUAAUUUUCAGUCAUUUUGUAUUACGCACAGAAGUGGUAACCAUUUCCCAUUUGUAAUCUAAAAUGACUGAAAAUUGCAAACUUCGCAAGACUAUAUUAUCCGCAUUUUACAACAUUUUGCAACGAAACUUUGGAAUAUUACUAAUUUUGUGAUGCUCUUUCAAGCUGUGGUGAAAUUUUUGUCUAGACUUGUUGAGUUCAAAAUUUUGGUUAAUUGGGGAAUGGUCCAUUCAACAUGCGUUGAAAUAAGAUUUCAUUGCAAGCAGCUGCAAUUUUGUUGCUAUAGUACUUCUUUAUACCUUUACGGCGCAAUGCAACCUAACGGUUUAAUAUUUCUUUCUAGUAAUGGUGACGAACCGUACGGCAAGACAUACGAUCCAAUCAAAGCAUCCAAAGACGACGUUCCAGAGGUGGCCACCUCUCCCCCGACCAGUAACGGAGGGGCAGUCAGCCGCGACAGUCUAGACGAGUACGACGGGUCUGAUGACGAUUUCUCUGAGCACGGCUCGUUUAUUGGCCAAUAUGGAAAAGGGGAAAAAACAAGCGCGUCGCAAUCAUCGCUGCCGUCUUACGUGUGAAAUAUGAAAACCUCCAAGUGGAAACACAAUGAGAAUUUAUAAGUAAAGAAGGCAUUGACAGGAGAAUAUUCCUCAGGUGAUGUUAGUUUUUGAAAAUAUGGAUCUAAGGUGGAAACAGCAUUAGGAUUCAUCUGUGAUGAAAAGAUAGAUGCUGUAUAACUAUUAUUAAGGUGAAAAUGUAUAGCCGUAGGUUUUGAGAUUGUGUUGCAGUAUCGCAUAGGUGUCAAUGGAAAACUGACAAGGAAGGGCUUUUCUUUUCCACAAAAGUGACGCAACUACCGUUGCUUUGGCAACAAUGACGUUUCAAUAUGGCGGAUAUUUUGGCUUUAAAGUAAUUUAACACCGAUGUGGGUGACCCCCAAAUUCUACUUCAUAAAAUUAUUUCUUUUAGUGUACUCAAUCAUUAACGAUAAUUUCUGUCGGGCCAAAAUUUUUCUGAAUUACAUAAAUGUGAUAUUCGUAAUAGACCCAUUGCACUGACGUCACAAAUCCGUAGAGUGUCCUCCAGAUGCUCCCUAACAAUAUCUGUUCGGGUACAACAACCACAUACAGCGUAAAAAUUAACCAUUUUAAUACAAAAUUAUUAUAAAGUUUUACAAAAUUUUCUUUGUUUACAAAAGUUAUAUUAUGCAUAGAUUGCUAAUUUGUUCUCCAGAUGCAUCGUCACCGGCGCUGUGACGUCAUGUGCAAUGGAUCUAUAGUCUUUUUUUUGGUUCGACAGAAUCUUUUUAAGUUGUCAAAAUAAUUGAGAAUACGUAUAGGUAUUAGUAUGGUUUAAAGUGCAAUUUGGAAAAACGUGAACGAGUGAGUUUUUCAAAGGCUAUCAAUUUGAAGUCUUUGAAAAACUCACGAGUGUAUUUUUUUUUCAAAUUGCGUAUACUAUUAUGAGAGAAAUCAUUUUAUCAAAUGAAAUUUGGGGGAUUACGACACAGAUGUACGGUUCUCGAGUUCAAUUGAAAUUACUUUAAAGCCAAAUGCCCAACAUUUCGAAACGUCAUUAUUGCCAUAGCAACGGCAGUUGCAUAACUUAUGUGAAAAAAUUCAAACCCUUUAGAUGUUGCUUUAUGUCAGUAAGAUGCUUUCUGUUUUUCAACAAGUAAAAAGUUUCCGAAAAUACGGACUUUCCGUUUCCUAAAAAACUGUAAUCUGUAAGUAUCCUGGUUCCAGAGACUCUUUGUGAGGCGAAAGAAACGAGAGGCGAGAAGGAAGAGCCUGACUGGUCACAUAGGUUGCAAAUCCCACUUCCACACUUGAUUAGGUUCAGAAUUUGAAUCUCGCAUGUGAUUGGCCAUUUGUAAAAAUAUGUCAAACCGGUUUGGGAAAUAAACAAGCUAAUUAUAGCUUUUAUAUAGCUAUAAUUAGCUUGCAGUGAUGUUGUUUUCCCAAACCGGUUUGACAUAUUUUUACAAAUGGCCAAUCACAUGCGAGAUUCAAAUUCUGAACCUAAUCAAGUGUGGAAGUGAGGGAUUUGCAACCGAUGUGACCAAAGGCUCAUCCUUCUCGCCUCUUGUUUCUCUCGCCUCGCAAAGAUUUCGCCCCGCAAAGAGCCUCUGGAACAAGGGUAAUCUGUAUGAGGAGCCCCCUUAAUAGAGUUCCAACAAUUCUUUUUUAGCACACCAAAUUUAAAAAUCUACUGAUAAAAUUGUCCUUUUAAAACCAUUUUGAAAACUGUAUCAAUUAUAUUUACUCUUAAAUAUUGAUCGAUUUCACCAGGCCUAUAGUGUCACUGUAUGAAUAGUGUACCGACAAGGUUUUAAUGAUUAUAGUUAACUUUUCAAUCACUAACAAUAGAAUGUCAUUAAUUAUGAUUUAGUUAUGCUAAUUAUAUGUGUAUAUUUAAUUACAUAUUAGUUAUAAAAUUUUAGGGCUAUUAAUUGACAAUAAUUU
Messenger RNA from Paramuricea clavata, 4641 nucleotides. NCBI's taxonomy places the organism in Eukaryota, Metazoa, Cnidaria, Anthozoa, Malacalcyonacea, Plexauridae. The record is from the annotation of a GenBank genome assembly.